Cryptosporidium muris RN66 is the source of this 1494-nucleotide messenger RNA. RefSeq lists its product as uncharacterized. NCBI's taxonomy places the organism in Eukaryota, Apicomplexa, Conoidasida, Eucoccidiorida, Cryptosporidiidae. The transcript has a single exon. The coding region runs from base 1 to 1494 and encodes 497 amino acids. The record is from RefSeq and is a predicted model, not a curated record.
AUGUGUAAUAUACAGCAAUCAGGGAUUAUAAAUUAUAGAUCAAUAACAAUUGGAAGACAUUUCAAAUUUGGAAAGUUAUUGAAACUACAUUUAGAUAAUAAUAUAAUUUUUAAUGAUAGAAUCUUAUCUAAGUUUACAAGGCUAAGAAAUAAUCUACAAAAAGGAGCAAAUUAUUUAAAAAUAAGAGGGGUUAAUUCCUUCAACGUGAGAAAAUCUUCAACUAUUUUGAUGACUUUAUUGAUAUUUAGUGGAACAUCAUUUUAUGCAUUACAUGAAAUAAAAAAGAUAAAUCAAGAUACAAUAAUAGAAAAGUGCAGUAGAAUUUUGGAGAAUUCUGAAUUUGAAAAACUAAUCAAUAAUUUAUUGGAACGGAUUUUUAUUUCCAUAUUAAAUAACGAGAAUAUUCAAGAGAGGAGUCUUUAUUUUUUGAAUAAGGUUUUAUCUGAUAAUAAAAAUAUAACAGAAUCAUUAGUUAAAAUAUUAAAUAGUGAAAUAGUACAAAAUUGGUUAUAUAGAACAGUUGAUGAAAUUAUUGAUUAUAUAACAACAUCUAUGGAGGUUACAGAAAAAACUGCACUUUUACUUUUUAAUGCAAUAAAUCAUGAUAUAUUUUAUGAUAAUGCUCAGAUAUGGUGUAAAAAUAUUAUAAAUGAUCAUAUUUUAGGAGAUCCAAAUAUUCAGUAUAACACAGGUAAUUUUUUAACAAAUAUAAUAGAGAGUGAUGAUGUACAAAAAAAAGUGGUUGAAUGGAUAUAUCAUAUACUUUCAAGAGCAGAUAUGCAGGAAUACUUAUCCUUAGCUUUUUGGGAUAUAAUAAAAUAUUCAAUUAAAUAUCCAAAAUUUUGGUUUAGAGAAAAGAAAUUAAAAUCUUCUAUAGAUAAUCAACUUGAUAUUAACUAUAAAACAAAUGAGGAUAACGAAUUAUUAUCAGCAGAUCCUAUUUUAAAUAAUAGUAAUGAUAAAAAAAGUAAUUAUGAAAGAGAAUAUGUUGAACUAAUUCUACUUUUAGAACGUGUAAUGGAUAAGAUAAGGGCUAAUGAGAAAUUUAAAGAUCUAGACACUUCUGAUUUCAAUAAAACUGAUAUUAAUUUACAUUUGAAUGCAAAGGAAAUUGAAUCAUUCUAUUCAGCCUUAAUUACAGCUCAUAAGAAAUUAAUUAAUAGUGAAUUUUCCGGUUUACUUAACGAAUCUAAUGAUAAAGGAUAUAAAUUGAAUAUGAGGGAUAAUAAUGACAAAUCUAAAAAAAUAAUAAAUUUGAAUUUUCAAGAUGGAAAUAUUGAUGUAGAGAAUAAUAAAUUAUAUAAUACUCCAAAAAAACUUGAAAUAAGUUGCAAAGAUGAAAAUUCCGAAAAAAUAGAUAACAAAAAAGUAGAUCACUUUUUAGAAGUUGGAGGUGAUCAAUUAAAAAGUAAUAAAGUUGGUAAUUUGGUAGAUUUUAGGAGUUUUGAAGAUUUAGUUAAUUUUGAAGAAUUUUCAAAGAGAAGUUAUACUUAA